Messenger RNA from Diospyros lotus (date-plum), 2419 nucleotides. Its product is annotated as sodium/hydrogen exchanger 1-like. The transcript is spliced from 15 exons. Bases 455 to 2095 code for a protein of 546 amino acids. Gene Ontology annotation, cellular component: membrane. Gene Ontology annotation, biological process: sodium ion transport; regulation of pH; proton transmembrane transport. The record is from RefSeq and is a predicted model, not a curated record. NCBI's taxonomy places the organism in Eukaryota, Viridiplantae, Streptophyta, Magnoliopsida, Ericales, Ebenaceae. Gene Ontology annotation, molecular function: sodium:proton antiporter activity.
AGGCUCCAUCCAAAUUCCAAAACAUGCGCGGACGAGAUCUGAUAUCCCCUCUGGCUCCCACCGACUCGGAGCCUUCCACCGCCACCGCCUCAGCCUCCCUCUCCCGAAUUUCCCGCGCCUCUCUCCAUACGAAUUUCGCAGAUUAUCUAUCUUAUUCGUCAGGAAUGCGAAACCGCGAUUGAUUCAUCUCCCUUUUUCUCCGUUGUUGUGAAAUAUAAUCUUUUGCCGGUUUGUGAUUGAACGUUCCGUACCGUAGCUUUCAAGGAUGUCGCCUCUCAUUCCGUCUGGGACGUGCAUUUGUUAGUUGGUUUGGUUUGGGGGCUCUGGAGACAUUUCGAUACGGACGGCGCCGAGAGGUAGAUUACGUAUUUUGGAGGAAAUUUUUGGUGAUGAGAUGAUACACUGAUCAAUCAUAGUUAACCGGUCUGGCUGGAGGUUUUAGAAAGUGGUUACAAUGUCUUAUGGAUUGAGUUUCUUGUUGACGAAGUUGGAAACAGUAUCAACUUCCAAUUAUGCUUCGAUUGUGUCCAUGAAUUUAUUUGUUGCUCUUCUUUGCGGUUGUAUUGUUAUUGGUCACCUGCUCGAGGAGAGCCGUUGGAUAAAUGAGUCCAUCACUGCCCUUAUCAUUGGUCUAUGUACAGGAUCUGUGAUUUUGCUAAUAAGCAGAGGAAAAAACUCUCAUCUAUUAGUCUUCAGUGAAGAUCUUUUCUUUAUAUAUCUUCUUCCACCAAUUAUAUUCAAUGCUGGGUUUCAGGUGAAAAAGAAGCAAUUUUUCCGCAAUUUUAUCACUAUUAUGCUGUUUGGUGCUAUCGGUACUAUAAUUUCCUGGGUUAUUAUAUCAUUAGGUGUCACACAGUUAUUCAGAAAAUUGGAUAUUGGGUCUCUCGACAUUGGGGAUUAUCUUGCCAUAGGUGCAAUAUUUUCUGCAACCGACUCUGUUUGCACGUUACAGGUGCUUAAUCAGGAUGAGACACCGCUACUUUACAGCCUGGUAUUCGGGGAAGGUGUCGUGAAUGAUGCUACAUCUGUGGUGCUGUUUAAUGCAAUCCAGAGCUUUGACCUCACAAAUGUUGACCACACAAUUGCGCUUCAUUUUAUUGGAAAUUUCUUGCAUCUAUUUUUUACUAGCACUUUGCUGGGAGUGGUAACUGGGCUGGCGACUGCCUAUAUAAUCAAAAAGCUGUAUUUUGGCAGGCACUCAACAGAUCGUGAGGUUGCUCUUAUGAUGCUCAUGUCUUACCUUUCCUACAUGAUGGCUGAGCUAUUCUAUUUGAGUGGCAUCCUAACUGUGUUUUUUUGCGGAAUUGUGAUGUCCCACUACACCUGGCACAAUGUGACAGAGAGUUCAAGGAUCACUACGAAGCAUGCUUUUGCGACGUUGUCUUUUGUUGCAGAGACAUUUAUAUUUCUUUAUGUUGGUAUGGAUGCUUUGGACAUUGAGAAGUGGAAGUUUGUGCAUGAUAGGCCAGGAACGUCAGUUGCAGUUAGUUCAAUAUUGCUCGGCCUAAUUUUGGUUGGAAGGGCCGCUUUUGUGUUCCCCCUAUCCUUCUUAUCUAACUUGGCCAAGAAAAAUUCAAAUGAAAAAAUUCACUUCAAGCAGCAAGUCACAAUAUGGUGGGCUGGCCUUAUGAGGGGUGCCGUGUCUAUUGCUCUGGCUUACAAUAAGUUCACUAGUUUGGGGCAUACUUCUCUGCAAGGAAACGCAGUUAUGAUCACCAGCACAAUUACCGUUGUUCUUUUCAGCACGAUGGUGUUUGGUUUAUUGACGAAACCACUUAUAAGGUUCUUGCUGCUAAGAAAGCAACCAGGAAGUAUAACAGCAUCACCUGAUCCUGAAACGCCCAAGUCAGUCAUAGUGCCCCUUUUAGGUGGACAAUCAGGAGAUGUAGACAUGGAUGGUCAUGUACACUCGCCUGGUGUUGACAUGGAUGACCAUGACAUCCACCGCCCCCCUUCUUACAGCCUCCGCUUACUUUGGACCACCCCGACUUACACCGUCCAUCGCCUCUGGCGUAAGUUUGAUGACACGUUCAUGCGCCCGGUGUUUGGUGGCCGCGGUUUCGUUCCCUACGUACAGACCUCUUUUGUCGACUAACCAAAUGGGGAAAGGCACGAAGCCGGUGUACAAAAAGACCUUGAGCUUAGCAGCAUGCAACCAUUGUAAGUUAAAGGCAUUGAGUAGAGUUUUCUGUGUGGCUUAUAUUACAUAACAAUAAGCCAAUAUUGCUGAUCUGAAACUGUUUAAACAGUUUCUGCUGUGUAUAUCUUUCCACUGUAUUUACUAAUUACAGAAUACAGAUGGGUUUGAGCUCCCGGAAGGUGGCUUCAUCCCAGAUUUUCUAUACUUGCACUGGUAUGAUUUUUAACGCUUACUAUCUUGUGCAUUAUUACGAUCCCAAUGCAUAAGAUGCUGAUUCAA